Molecule: messenger RNA, 880 nt
Organism: Cucurbitaria berberidis CBS 394.84
Lineage: Eukaryota; Fungi; Ascomycota; Dothideomycetes; Pleosporales; Cucurbitariaceae
Product: Spc24-domain-containing protein
Exons: 3
Coding region: 77-667 (196 amino acids)
Source: RefSeq, a predicted model, not a curated record
GCGCAUACCAUUAGCCUCGAACUGGGAACCAAAAUUUAACCCAAAAUACCGCCGCGACAACGAGACAAUUGUCAAAAUGCUUCUCGACGAAGAUCCCGCUGCUCUUAUCGCGCAAUGCACCUCGCACUUCAAAAUCUCAAACGACACCGCCUCCCUCCUCCGCAUCGGCGACAGCCUCUCUACGCUCUCCACCUUCCGCACCCAACAUCUCCAAUCCAUCCAAUCCUCCCUGUCCGCCCUGAACCGGACACACCAAACCCUCUCAGCGAACCACAACCACACGCUAGCGCAGCACAACCCAACAAACCACGCAGCUGAGAUUUUAAGACUGGACACGGCAAAGUUCAAAAUUGCGAAGCAGGCGAGUGAUCUUGAAAUCGAGGGGGAGAGGUUGCAGCAGGAUCUCGGACGGCUUGGGGGAGUAGCGAGCGAGCUGGAGGAAGAAGGUGUAGAAGGAGGGGCGGUGGAAAGGCCCGGGGAUGAUGCUACAGUACUGAAGCUGAAACUCUACCGCACGCUCGGCAUCGACGUCGAAGCUGAUCCCACAACCGGUGAAUAUAACAAAGCCAUUAUCCGUAAUGCGGCAAAGGGCGACGUCCAUGUUGUCAAUAUCGAUCCGAAAUUCUCGCGGCACUUUUACACGAAUUAUUUUUGGCGGACGAUGUAAGUCGUUCAGUCUGCUGGAUAGGAUGCAGGGCGUAAGAAGCAUGUCUCCUUCGGAUGAGUAAUUGAAGCCUUCCCAAGGACUGGAAGCGGCGUUGUGGAUACAAGUCCUAUUUUGAGAUACCUUUUGUACUUGCGGCGUUUCCGGGGGUUAAUGUCCAUGACAUGACCAUCAUGCAGAUUUAUUACUUGAGGCGAACUUACUCCCCCUUGGCCG